AUGCGGAGAGCUUAUGCGCUAGACUAUGGGUCUAGUUGGGAUGAUAAGUUACCCUAUGCAGAGUUCUCGUACAACAACAGCUACCAAGCCAGUUUGCAGAUGGCCCCUUUCGAGGUAUUGUAUGGCAGGAAAUGCAGGACACCUUUGAUGUGGGAUGGAGUUGGAGAUCGCAAAUUGUUUGGACCUGAUUUGAUUAGGGAUUCUGAGGAGAAGGUCAAGUUGAUUCGUGACAGACUUAAGAUAGCUCAGUCAAGGCAGAAAAGUUAUGCCGAUGCUAAACGCAAGGAACUGAAGAAGUGUCAUGCAGAGAUGGCGGACAUUCCUUUGAGAGAUACAGUGCCACUGGAGGCAAUUCAGUUGGAGCAUGAUCUAACUUAUGAGGAGAAGCCUAUUAAGAUUCUCGAGACUGCAGAGAGAAUCACUCGUACCAAGAUCAUCAAGUUCUGCAAGGGCCACUUUAGUCUUCGGUUUAAAAAAACGCACGCACUCACCGCAGCCUGGACCGAAACUGGGUUCGGCCAAAGAGCGCCCCAACCGGCCCAGCUGGCCAUUUGGCCCAAGGCCUGCGCCCGCGCACCCGAAGCCUCCCGCCCGGUCGACCGCCCCGCGCUCGCCCUCGCUCGCCUCCUCUCGCUGCCGCUGCCAGGCGGGCCCCGCCCGUCAGGCCGUCCCCAACCUCCCACAACCCGCGGGGUAAACAUCCUCGCCGCGCUCCCGCAACCGCCACUUGGCUCCCUCGCGGAUGAGGCUUAUCCGCAGCUCCGUAGAGCUCCUAGCCGCGCCUAUAUAAAGGACAUGACCCCCUCUUCCAUCCUCGCCGUCCCGCUUCUUCCCACGCCGCCCCUACCGCUUGCUGUCGCCGUUCGCAUCUCGCCGGAGCCACGCCACUCCAUCGUCCAUUUCGUCGUCUGUGGCACCCCUAGCUCUCCUUCCUUUGUCAAUUGGAUCACCGCGAUAACACGCAUCUGUUUGACACGUUUUUUGCCCCUAGGUCCCGUCGGAGUCGCCGCACCAUCGACGCCGGAGUCGCCGGAGCACCGAGCCCCGCCGUCUUCGCCUCGCCCCGUCCCGACGCAGCCGACGAACGCCGACACCACCUUCGCGACGCCCUCGACGCGCCGCACCUCCCCGUCUUCUUCCCCGACGCCGAGGACCGCCGUAGCCGCUGCCCCGCAACCGCCCGACGCCGCGCCGCCGUCCUCUGCUCGUCGCCGACAUCGCCAGCCGUUGUAA
This is a messenger RNA of Aegilops tauschii subsp. strangulata, 1233 nucleotides long. NCBI's taxonomy places the organism in Eukaryota, Viridiplantae, Streptophyta, Magnoliopsida, Poales, Poaceae. The record is from RefSeq and is a predicted model, not a curated record.